GCUUGAGCCCAUUUAUUCCUCUCUGGUAAAAAUCUGUGAAAGCAACUGCUGUUCACUUUCACACUCAGACGAGACAUUCUAAGCUCUGAAGAAACAUACAGAGAUGAAGUUUCUGAUACUGUUGGCAAUUUUAAGUGGGGUGUUUUCUGCCCCUUUUGUGAAAGAAGAAGCAGCAAAAAGAUUCAUCAGGUUGAAGAGACAGGCAGGACACUGGGAUCCACACAGCCCUCAGAACCAGUGGGGAUUUACCCUUCAGGAACAGGCUAAUGAACAGUGGACAGCUCUUCGAUCAGGUGCUCAGUACUACAUGGACAUGGGUAACCUGAUGUUUGACCGCUCCGUGGCUGAUGAAAACUACAGGAUGUACAUGGAGAUGCUGCGCAACAUGCAAGCGCACCUGGACAGCCAGACUCGUCAACACAGGUAGACGAGAGGGGAGAGUCAAGAUAAAUGACCUCAUGAUGUGAACUUAGACAAGAGCUUGCUAAUAAUAAAAAAAAACAUGUAUCUUCCUGUAGUUUGUAAAAUUUACCUCCCUUUAUAUGCUGGUGAUACUUGUAACUUUGCAUUUAAUUUCUUGUCUCCUUUAUGCACCUUUUAGAAAACUCCCAAUAAACACGUUUUACAAUGUUUAAGUGAGGCUGCAGCUUCACCAACAAAAUACCUGUCCAUUAUGUAAGGUGUGUCAAAGAAAAUAUUUUGUCACAUUUUAUUAAAUAAAUAAAAUUCCUUUUCUAAAUAACUUUUUUCCUAACUUAGAAUGACAAUAAUUCUUUUCGUUAUUAUAAUAAAUACAUUCUGGAACCAUU
This is a messenger RNA of Nothobranchius furzeri (turquoise killifish), 809 nucleotides long. RefSeq lists its product as uncharacterized. NCBI's taxonomy places the organism in Eukaryota, Metazoa, Chordata, Actinopteri, Cyprinodontiformes, Nothobranchiidae. The record is from RefSeq and is a predicted model, not a curated record.